AAACAAGGAACCGGUCGAUCCAAGAUUCAGAGGGAGCUCCUCAACAAUCUGAACUUCCGGAUCACCUGUCCCCAGGGACACUUGAGCAAGAGCAGGCUCCGACAGGAGAUGGCCAACCAGCUCCAGCAGCACCACCGUCACCAAGAGUGACACCUGCCGGAGAUCGUCACCAAUCAGUUAGAAGAUCGACAAGGCAAAGACAACAACCAGAGCGACUCAUCAAAGUCAUGACCGCUGAGCUCGCCGAUCUGGACAUACCUUUUGAACUCUUUGCGAUGGAAGCAAUGUUUCCCAAUCCAGUGGAACCUGAUGAUGUCCUUGCAAUGAAGGCAUCGACUGAUCCGGACACAAUGUAUCUGCACCAGGCAAUGAAGCAACCUGAUUGGAAGGAGUUUCAAAAGGCAAUGAUGAAGGAGAUGAGCGAUCAGAUGGAUCAAAAGGUCAUCAAACUCAUCCCAAAGAAGGACUUACCAAAAGGAGCGACCUUGCUACCUGCGGUAUGGCAGAUGAAGCGCAAGCGCGAUAUCAAAACUGGAAAAGUAAAGAAAUGGAAAGCUUGGUUAAAUAUUGAUGGAUCCAGAAUGGUAAAGCAUCGCGAUUAUGAUCUUACCUAUGCCCCUGUAGCAAGCUGGGGAAUCAUCAAGCUCCUCUUGGCACUUGCUCUCACACUUGGAUGGCACACAGUACAGCUCGAUUAUGUACUGGCAUUCACCCAAGCACCAGUUGAGAGGGAGCUGUACAUGCAGAUUCCAAAAGGGAUAGACCUCGAUGGAGCAGACCCGGCUGAUUAUUGUUUCAAAGUGGAUGACUGCAUCUUCUUCAAGGGCAAAAUGAUCUAUGUCUUGUACACAGAUGACUCGAUUAUUGCAGGACCCGACAAGAAAGAAAUCGAUGAAGCAAUCUCUUUGAUGAAAGAAAAAUUAGACUUGACUGUUGAAGGAGAUCUCAAGGACUUUCUCGGAGUCAACAUCGAGAAGAAAGAUGGCGGAUUUUGGCUCACGCAGCCUCACCUCAUCAAUCAGAUCCUAGAGACCUUAAGACUCAAGCAAAAGAACAAACCAAUCAACAAUUCGAACUCUCGAGACACUCCAAUGAUCCAUUCCAGAAUCCUUCAAAAGGAAGCAGACUCCCCGGAAUUUGACAAUCAAUUCAAUUAUCGAUCAAUCAUUGGGAAAAUCGCUUACCUGGAGAAAGGAACAAGACCGGAACUUGCAUAUGCAUGUCACCAGUGCAGCAGAUUUUCGUCAGCACCAAAGAAAGCACAUGGUGAAGCAAUCAAACAAAUUGGACGUUACCUUUUAGGCACGGCAGAUAAGGGAAUGUUCAUCAAACCGGACUUGAGAAAAUCAUUUGAUGUGUAUGUUGAUGCAGAUUUUUGUGGGAACUGGAACGAACGCUAUGGACAUGAUCCAGACACGGCACGCUCGCGUCAUGGUUACGUCAUCACCUACGCCGGUGUUCCAAUAAUUCACAAAAGUCAAUUACAAACCGAAAUCGCUUUGAGCUCUACCAAAAGCGAAUACACUGGUCUCAGUUAUGCAUUGCGUGAAGCAAUUCCCCUCAUGAACCUACUCAAGGAAAUGAAGAGGCAUGGAAUCCCUGUCCUGGAUCAUCCCCCUAAAGUCCAUUGCAGAGUCUUUGAAGACAAUAGUGGAGCAUUGGAAAUGGCAAAAAUCCACAAGUGGAGACCCAGAACAAAACACCUUUGCACAAAACUGCACCACUUUAGGUCAUAUGUAACAAGGAAGGAGAUUACCAUUCAUCCUAUUGAUACUGAGGAUCAACCAGCUGAUAUACUGACAAAACCACUGGCCGUCGAACAAUUUAUCAAGCAUAGGAAAUGGUUAAUCGGCUGGUAA
Messenger RNA from Cylindrotheca closterium, 1859 nucleotides. Lineage: Eukaryota; Bacillariophyta; Bacillariophyceae; Bacillariales; Bacillariaceae. The record is from the annotation of a GenBank genome assembly.